Oncorhynchus nerka (sockeye salmon) is the source of this 4116-nucleotide messenger RNA. Its product is annotated as CD276 antigen-like. Gene Ontology annotation, cellular component: external side of plasma membrane. Gene Ontology annotation, molecular function: signaling receptor binding. Gene Ontology annotation, biological process: T cell receptor signaling pathway; regulation of cytokine production. The transcript has 4 exons. The coding region runs from base 305 to 1375 and encodes 356 amino acids. Lineage: Eukaryota; Metazoa; Chordata; Actinopteri; Salmoniformes; Salmonidae. The record is from RefSeq and is a predicted model, not a curated record.
UAGCAACUGAGCAGAUAAAAAGCAAUCGGGUCUGCUGGCUAGCCCACUUGUUGCUUUGUCAUAAACAACCAUAAUACUAAAUAUAGCUUACUUAAGGGAAAUUGUUUUUAUUUACAUCAGGAUGACUAGACAAACGAUCUGUCUAGAUUAUUCUAGUACAUUUUUCUAGUAGACAUGAUUCAUUGGCACUCGAGUAUGAGUCAGGUUGUGUAUAACCUUUAGGAACACGGGAUUAAACGUCAACCCUCUCCACUUAACUACAGAAAUAGGACGACGUGCAAGUGUUUACCAUCUGUACCAGGUCAUGUGGUUUCUAGCGGAACAUCUGCUUAUUACGACGUGUUACGGUAUACUCCAUUUGAGAUCGCCUAUCCCGAUGGUGAAGUCUAUUUUACAGCGUCCCAUCAAACGAUUCAAGAUGUCGGGAUGGUUCUUUAUUCUGCUCAUCGCUGCACUCAGAGACAUUGAUGCCUUCGAAGUACAGGCGCCCCAGCCCAGAGUGGUAGCCGUCUAUAACCAACCGGCUGUUUUGGGCUGUGUGUUUCCCCCUACCCUUGACCUUGGUUCCCCCCUGGAUGAGGGUCUCGUGGUGACAUGGCAGAGGGUAGAAGAUUUGCGGGUGGUCCACAGUUUCUACUACGGAACAGACCAACUGGCGCGCCAGAGCGGGGAGUAUCACAACCGCACUGGACUGUUCCAUUCCCAGCUCCAUGAGGGAAACGCAUCCCUCAGGUUGGAGAGUGUAGGUCCAGGGGAUCAGGGAAGAUAUCUCUGUUCGGUUAAUAACAUGAAGGGGACAGGAAAGGCUGAGGUCCAGCUCAAAUACGCAGCAUUCUACACAGAGCCUCACCUAACAGUCCAGGCCCAGCACUCUUACACGACCUUCCUCUAUGAGACUGAAGGUUACCCAGAACCAGAGGUCCGCUGGUUGGACCCGCAUGGCCAAAACCUCACGCAUAACAUCUCAGUGACCCAGUCGUCCAAGGCCCCAGGCUUGCUCCUCUCCCUCCGAACCCAGCUGGUGAUGCAGGCUGGUGGGGCAGUCAACUACACCUUCUCCCUGAGGAACCAGCUCCUGGAGCAGGUCAUGGAGAGGUCACUGAGUUAUGAGUCAAGCAGUAGAAACCAUGACGACUGUCCCAGAGACAGAUCUACACUGCUGAUGUUGUUCAUCCCUGCUGGAGGCUUGGUUAUUUUCCUCAUAUUCCUUUACUUUCAACACAAACAGACAUGGAAAGCCACAUCUAAAUCACAAAAUAUGACAGAAAUAACUGGACGUAAACGAACUUGUGACAAGAACACUAGUCCUCUAGAGACAAGGACAUCCUACUGCGAAUCGGACGUCUCACCUCCAAGCCCAGUACAUGAAGUUUAAGAGACUCCUUGUUCAUUCUCUGCCAAGUCCAACGUGUGUUUCUGGUCUAGUAGCGUCAUGGUAUCAUCCUACCUGGAGCUGAGAAUGCUGGAAAUCCAGUUGUCAGUCUGGCAGUAACAACGAACCACAGUUUCAUUAGGUGGUGGUAACAUUAAAUGACUCUUUUUCUCUCCAUUGCCCAACAUGGGUCAGAUUACUGGAAAGGGAACCAGACACAAAGCUUCUAUUGAGAGACUUUGUCAUUACAGACCUGAGGGGAAAUGGUCUGACAGAUUUGGUGGGAGGGGCCCCAACCACCAUCCAGAACAGUGUUUCUGGGAAACGAGUGGGAAAUGCCUUUUGUGCAUUGAAAGUAUUCAGAACCCUUGACUUUUUCGACAUUUUGUUACAUUACAGCCUUAUUGUCCUCAUCAAUCUACACACAAUAUCCCAUAAUGACAAAGUAAAAACAGGUUUUAAGAAAUUUUGGUAAAUGUAUUAAAAUAAAAAAACAGAUAGCUUCUUUACGUAAGUAUUCAGUAUUCAACAUGAUUUGGAAAGGCCCCCUCAACCCCUCCCAUCUAUCUCUGAACACCAUCCAGUCCUUCAGCUCCACUCAACCCCUCCCAUCUAUCUCUGAACACCAUCCAGUCCUUCAGCUCCACUCAACCCCUCCCAUCUAUCUCUGAACACCAUCCAGUCCUUCAGCUCCACUCAACCCCUGCCAUCUAUCUCUGAACACCAUCCAGUCCUUCAGCUCCACUCAACCCCUCCCAUCUAUCUCUGAACACCAUCCAGUCCUUCAGCUCCACUCAACCCCUCCCAUCUAUCUCUGAACACCAUCCAGUCCUUCAGCUCCACUCAACCCCUCCCAUCUAUCUCUGAACACCAUCCAGUCCUUCAGCUCCACUCAACCCCUCCCAUCUAUCUCUGAACACCAUCCAGUCCUUCAGCUCCACUCAACCCCUCCCAUCUAUCUCUGAACACCAUCCAGUCCUUCAGCUCCACUCAACCCCUCCCAUCUAUCUCUGAACACCAUCCAGUCCUUCAGCUCCACUCAACCCCUCCCAUCUAUCUCUGAACACCAUCCAGUCCUUCAGCUCCACUCAACCCCUCCCAUCUAUCUCUGAACACCAUCCAGUCCUUCAGCUCCACUCAACCCCUCCCAUCUAUCUCUGAACACCAUCCAGUCCCAUCCUUCAGCUCCACUCAACCCCUCCCAUCUCUGAACACCAUCCAGUCCUUCAGCUCCACUCAACCCCUCCCAUCUAUCUCUGAACACCAUCCAGUCCUUCAGCUCCACUCAACCCCUCCCAUCUAUCUCUGAACACCAUCCAGUCCUUCAGCUCCACUCAACCCCUCCCAUCUAUCUCUGAACACCAUCCAGUCCUUCAGCUCCACUCAACCCCUCCCAUCUAUCUCUGAACACCAUCCAGUCCUUCAGCUCCACUCAACCCCUCCCAUCUAUCUCUGAACACCAUCCAGUCCUUCAGCUCCACUCAACCCCUCCCAUCUCUGAACACCAUCCAGUCCCAUCCUUCAGCUCCACUCAACCCUUCCCAUCUAUCUCUGAACACCAUCCAGUCCCAUCCUUCAGCUCCACUCAACCCCUCCCAUCUAUCUCUGACCACCACCCAGUAGUGCUAUACACCCAGCAGUGCUAUUUGCAGAGCUAGCUCCAGGUAAAUAUUGUCCUUCUACAGCCAUCCCUGUACCUGAGACUAAAAACAAGCUUCAUAUGGACAGUACAAAAACAAAUGAUCUAAUAAUCGAAUCUUCGCAUAAAAAUCUGCAGAGCUGGGAUGGUUGUAUCCCCCAUAUAAAUAACAUUCCAUUGGUUACAAGCAUUUUGUAUAAUAAUUCAAAAUUGGAAAAACUCUUUAAGGUUUUGAAUCCAGCAUUUGUGUAUCAGUUCAUAAACCAUGUGCAUUGAAAAUUUAUUCCCAACAAUAAUUGCAAUAAAUAAACAUUUCAAUUUCAAUUAAGGACCAAAAACAUUGACAGCUGUGCAAUGUGGAUUUGCAAAAUUGUUGGGAAUUUGCGCAUUGAAAAUUUCUUCCCAACAAUUUUGCAAAUCCACAUUGCACAGCUGUCAAUGUUUUUGGUCCUUAAUUGAAAUUGAAAUGUUUAUUUAUUGCAAUUAUCUUUAGCCAAUUUUAUUCUUUAAUGCCGAAAGUAAAGUCCCUUUUCCUUCCACUUUCCUCUUCCGUUUUUGCUGUAAUGCUGCAAUAAAUUGGUACCGAUUUUGAGUGGAACAGACAUUUCCAUCUUUUGUUGUUGUGUUGAGAACUAACUCCACCUGUCCUAUUUAUGAUGAUACCUAUUUAUUUUCAUUUUAAUUGUUUUAAAUAUUUAAUCAAUUUGUAUAUUUGAGUUUAUAUUUGUGGUAAUAUUAGUUCUGUAUUUUCUGUUGGAUCAAAGUCGAAAUGUCAAUCAAAGUCGAAAUGUCAAUCAAAGUCGAAAUGUCAAUCAAAGUCGAAAUGUCAAUCAAAAAUGUCAAUCAAAGUCGAAAUGUCAAUCAAAGUCGAAAUGUCAAUCAAAGUCGAAAUGUCAAAGUCGAAAUUGCAAUCAAAGCCGAUUAGUAAGAAUGUCUCAAGAAUGUCUCAAGAAUGUAAGAAUGUCUCAUACUUCUAUGGCUUGUUUGAAAAAUAGCAAUAUUUUGGAGAUUCUUUUUAUUUUCAAAUAACCAACAGUGAGAGGUUGUAAUCUGAAUAAAGGGGAAAAAGGCCAUUCUUUAACAUGGGGUGAGACAUUCCUACUAA